Molecule: messenger RNA, 4743 nt
Organism: Chara braunii
Lineage: Eukaryota; Viridiplantae; Streptophyta; Charophyceae; Charales; Characeae
Source: the annotation of a GenBank genome assembly
UGGCUGCAGUCUGCCACUCGCACACUCCAGCUUAUGGGCGCCACACCCGAGACGUGGGUGGGUCACCUCUCCACGCGCCUGCGUGGCGGUCCUUUCGAGGCCUGGGAGGAUUUCUAUGCCUACUCCCUUCGUGAGGGUUGGACUCCGACCUUCGUGGAUUUUCAGGCGUUCCUCGAGGAUCGCUUCGGAGCCCGAUACGACGUGACUGACGCCUUCGAGCGUGUCGUCACUACACGCUGGUCCGGCUCUGGUGGCGCUAUCGGACUGGAUCGCCACAUCCAGGUCUUUCAGGACGCCCGCCUCGUUUACGACAUGGCGUUCCUCCCCGAGGUUGCCCUUAUCGAUCGUUUCUUGGCCAGCCUUCCACUUGAGUACCGCUCCGAGCUAUGGCGGUACGAGUUCACAUCGGCCCCACAGGCUUACGAGGCCGCCAGGGACCACCAGCGGAUGCGAGCCCGUCUUCACCCCGCCUCCUCCUCCCAACCCCAGCGCACGGGCUACGCCUCCUCCUCCUCUCACGGCACUUCCCAGCGCCGUUCCCCUUUCCGCAGUCGCCCCCGCAGUUCCACGCAGCAGGGCUGCCACUUCUCGCGCCGCUUCAGCGCGCUGGAGUAUGGUGAGCAGGACGCUGUUGCCCCACUGUCACCUGAGGACGACCACAACGACGACCUCGAUCUCUGCGAGGCCGCUCGUCAGGAGCGACUCACCCUCCAUAUCGCUGCACGACGUCGCCUUCUCGCCAUCCUCUCUAACCCUGAUCGCACCCUCCUGAUCAUCCCAGUACGACUCGGGACCUCCACGAGGGUGUACUCAGCGCUGUGGGAUUCCGGUUCUCAGUGUGACUUCAUUCACCCACGCGUGGUGAAGGAAGCCCGCUUACCCACGACAGGGUCUCCGACUCCCAUCUCCGUUACCCUAGGGGAUGACAAGACCCAGCGCUUCUUCGAUCAGACGGUCCCCAACCUCCCUUUCUUCCUCACUCUUGAGCCGACUGAUCGCUCCCCGGCGUCUCGUCGCCACCGCUCCUCUGCACAUUUCGAUGUGAUGGAGACGGGGUACGACUUCAUUCUCGGCACUCCGUGGUCUCGUCGGUUCCGCAGCACCGAGGCCGAUUGGGCGACCAACACYCUCGUUCUCAAAACGAAGUGUGGACAGACGUAUCGCGUACCUUUCAUAGGUACCACGGCGACACCACGCCCYGAUCCUCCUCCCCCRRRGCCUUYAGUGCCCACACCAUCUCCCUCUAUCACGGUCACCUCGCCUCGGCAGUUCGCUCACUUCAUUCGACAGGACGACGUCACCUUCUUUAUGGUGGACGUGACGGAUUUCUUACAUUAUGAUCCACCCUGUCCCGACACCGAGCUCAUCCCUCUGGAGCCAGAUCCUCCCUCUAUCUCUAUGACUCCCAUCUCUACUUCCGUCCCUUCGCCGUCCGUCGAGUCCACCAUGCCAUCGUUCGCUGACGCUGACGCUGAGGAACUCGCACGAUAUACGGCUGACUUGGAGCCCGCAGUUCGUGACCUCAUCCGAGAGUACCACGACGUUUUCCCAUCGUCGUUCUGGUACGCCGGCAUCCCACUGAUGCGUGACGUCGAGCACUCCUUUCAGCUUGUGCCUGACUAUCGUGUUCACCACCAGGCACCCUACAGACUCUCGAUCCCCGAGGCCACCGAACUCAAGCGUCAUCUUAAGGAGCUCUUGAGACUGGGUUUCAUUAAACCCAACAACUCCCCGUGGGGUGUACCCGUCCUCUUUGCUCGCAAAGCGGACGGAACUCUCCGCAACCGCUUCUUUACGAAGAUUGAUCUUCGUAGUGGUUACCAUCAGAUCCGCGUCGCUGCAGUCGACCAACCGAAGACCACGUUCCGAUCGCGAUUCGGCCACUACGAGUUCACUUUGAUGCCAUUCGGCCUCACUAAUGCUCCCGCUACCUUUCAGAGGGCGAUGAACGACAUCUUCAGGGACAUCCUGGAGCGGUACGUUCUCGUCUACCUCGACGAUAUCCUGGUUUAUAGUCGUACCCUUGAGGAGCACCUCAGACACCUCCGCGACGUCCUUGACCGCUUGCGCAAACAUGGCUUCUACGCCAAGCUGAGCAAGUGUCGCUUUGCCCAACACAAAGUGGAUUUCUUAGGACACUACGUGUCUGACCAGGGUCUCCACAUGGACGACGCGAAGAUCACUGCUAUUGCGGAGUGGCCCGCCCCCACAUCCGCCAAGCAGCUUCGCAGCUUCCUAGGCCUGACCAGCUACUAUAGUAACUUCAUCCGGGGAUACGCUAGGUAUUCUUACGUCCUUACCUCCACCCUCCUUCGGAAGAACCCAUCCUGGGCUUGGACACCCCUCCACGAGGAUGCCUUCCGCGCCCUCAAGAAGGCGGUGACAUGCGCACCGGUUCUUCACCUACCCGAUUUUGAUCGUCCUUUUAUCCUUACCACCGAUGCGUCAGACUUUGUUGUAGGAGCAGUGCUUUCUCAUGUCUUCCCCUCCUCUCCUGAUUCCUCUCAUCCUCGUAUCCCUCGCUUCCCACCACCUACCCCUACCACUGCUUCCCGACUGACGCCUACUCGUCCAGCUACUGACGAGCCUCCUAUUGACUAUUCUCCUACCAUCGCCGAGGAUGGCACUGUCGAGACUCGCUCAGGUGAUUGUCCGAUAGCCUUCUACUCCCGUCAGCUCCUGCCCGCCGAGAUAAACUACACUGCUGAUGAACGUGAGGUUCUCGCAAUAGUUUAUGCCGCUCGGCACUGGCGUCACUACCUGCACGGGGCACCAUUCAUGGUGCGCACGGACAACUCUGUUGUCCAGGUUUUUCUGACUAAGUUGACGCUCACUCCUCGACAGGCUCGCUGGUGGCGCAACCUAUCCGAGUUUAGUUUCACCACUGAGCACAUCAAGGGUAAGACUAAUCGGGUCGCAGAUGCCCUAUCCCGGCGCCCUGACUAUGACCAGGAGCACAUCCAGCUCUCUUCCAUCUCGGUCACCACCGUCCACCACUUGGUGAUCGACGAGUUUCGCACUCAGUACCGCCACUGCCCCGACUAUYGYRACAUCCACGCGACCCUUYGGAGUGGYAAGACCGUCCCGAACUACUCUCUCGGGGACAACGGUCUUGUGUACUGGCACGGUUCACAGGGCACCAGAGAGCCCCGUAUUUGCGUUCCCUCCACUGAACAGCUAUGUGUCCGAGCAAUACCAGAGUUCCAUGACCAGGCAGCCGCCGGUUAUAUGGGAUUCCACAAGACGUUGGCUCGUGUGAGCCGCCUGUACGUCUGGCCGAAGCACAAGGACUCUGUGAAGGACUACGUCGCCGAGUGUCCCACUUGUCAGGAGGUGAACAGUGCGAACCACCUGCCUUAUGGUUUGCUCCAACCUCUUCCUAUCCCUGAGGGUCGUUGGCAGUCCAUCUCGAUGGACUUUAUUGGUCCUCUUUGUCCUCCGACCCCUUGCGGUCAUGAUGCUAUCCUGGUCGUCGUCGACCGCUUCACGAAGCGUGCACGCUUUGUUCCGUGCUGCUAUGCCAUCAGUGCACGUGAGGUCGCCGACAUCGUGUUUGACCGAGUCGUGCGUGACCACGGCUUACCUCUGAGCAUCAUAUCUGACCGUGACCCGUGCUUUACCAGCCGAUUCUGGCGACGGCUCCACGAGGUAUACGACACUCAGCUCCGCUUCUCCUCGUCUUACCAUCCUCAGACUGAUGGUCAGACCGAGAUCACGAACAGGACUCUUGGAGAUAUUCUUCGCAAGAUUGUUAGUGACGACCAGCAGUGGGAUCUUCAUCUUGGCCACGCGGAGAUAGCCUACACCCACGCCGUCUCGCUAGGCACGGGGAUGUCGCCUUACUAUUGCGACCUCGGCUAUCACCCUCGUGUUCCCGCAGACUUUCUUCGACCGUCACAAAUGCACCCCGACACGAGUUGUCCUGCGCUGGAUGAUUGGGUUGUACACAUGAUGUCGAUCAUGAAGACCGCACAUGAGCACAUAGCCGCUUCCCAAACUCGCAUGGCAGCACGUGCGAACCGAUCGAGGAUGAACCAUCCAUUCAAAGUCGGUGAUGAUGUGCUUAUCGACGCCCGCCACUUACAGCUCGAAGCGAACACGCUUCGCAAGUUUCGGCGUCGCUUCUUUGGUUCAUGCCGCAUCCUCCAGGCCGUCCGUUCUGAUAUGGCAUCUAGCCCGGUCAGCUUUCGUGUGAAGCUGUCCGACUACCUACGCCAGGCUCGUGUGCACGAUGUCUACUACGUCUCGUUACUGCGUCCUUACCGCCGACCAUCCGAGCGUUUCACUGGACGACCAUACGAGCGCCCUCCACCCCUCAUGGUGGACGGCCACGAGGAGUUCCUCGUUUCAGACAUCAUUGGUUGCAGAGUCACCGACGACAACCCUCCCCACGUCGAGUAUCUCAUACGUUGGAAGGGUUACCCUGAUGAGGAGGCUACCUGGGAGCCCCUCGAGCACUUGCAGCACGCUCGCAUGUUGGUUCGUGCCUAUGACCGUGCUCGUCGUGCUGGGUUCACUGCUCCUCCUCAGCCCACUGACCCUCCUCCUUCUCCCCCGGCUGAGGAGACCGCUGAAGUCGAGCCUGCUCCAUCUGAGGCAGACCUUCAGCAGCAGCCGGAUGCUUCUGAGCGUCCACAGCGCACUCAUCGUCGUCCUGCUCGAUACGACGAUUGACUCUGACUUACCUUCCCACGUCUUUGACUUCUMAGUACUCCAUCCACAUCAGUUUUGCUACUUCAGCUC